Lindgomyces ingoldianus is the source of this 1577-nucleotide messenger RNA. RefSeq lists its product as uncharacterized. The transcript has 6 exons. NCBI's taxonomy places the organism in Eukaryota, Fungi, Ascomycota, Dothideomycetes, Pleosporales, Lindgomycetaceae. The record is from RefSeq and is a predicted model, not a curated record. Bases 111 to 1274 code for a protein of 387 amino acids.
CUUACAGCACAAUUAUUCCAUUAUAAUGAUGCCCCAGUUCUUUUAGUCUCAUCACUUCGCUUUUCCACCCUGUCGCGCGUCAAGCACCUCUUCCCUACUCUAUCGUUACCAUGUCGAUCCUUGAGCCCGAAUCUGGAAUCUGGUACGCCCUUUGCUGGCUUGUUGUAUUGACGCGACUUGCCUCAAGACGACUGCAUUUGGGGUCAUGGAAAUCUCUCCAACUUGACGACUAUUUGAUCGUCCUGGCAAUGGCCACGGAUACGAUUUUGAUGGCCAUCAUGCAUAUCAUUAUUCACACAAGUAGUAACCUCAUCGCCCCUGGGGAAGAUGUCUCGCAUUUUUCCUCUCAGGAUAUCAGCGAAAGAAUAUACGGCUCUAAGCUCGUACUAGUAUCGGAACAGAUGCAGAUUCUUACCGUCUGGCUGGUUAAGACAUGCUUGUUGAUCAUGUAUAAUCGCAUGACAGUACUACUGCCACAACACAAGUUAGUCAAGGCUGUGGCGGUUUAUGUUGCCCUUGGAUUUGUGGUGAUGGAGAUACUUUAUUUCGGAGUUUGGUGCCGCCCAUUCUCACAAUACUUCGCUGUACCACCACGAAGCUCCCAAUGCUCCGCUGCUACCAAUCAUCUGAUAACAAACGCCGUGUUCAACAUUUCCUCAGAUCUUAUGAUCAUCGCUAUCCCAAUGCCACUACUGUUUAAAGUUAAGCUCCCGAAGAAGAACAAGACUAUACUAUUCGGCGUGUUUCUUAUCGGGACGUUUACGAUCAUUGCAGCCGUAUUGAAUAAAUAUUACUCUUUCACGCAUCCAUUCGGCACGCAAUGGACAAUCUGGUAUCUCCGCGAAUCCUACACCGCCAUCCUUUGCGCCAAUCUUCCUUUAACUUGGCCUGUCCUCCAACGUAUCUUCAAUCUCAAUAACUGGAGCCACAACUCCUAUGGUACUGGCCAAUAUGGAACUCACUCAAGGCCUCAUGGUACAAUAUCUGCCUUCAAAAGCAACGCACCAAAGACGAGACUUCAAUCCGAAUCGAAUAGUAAGAGCGGUAGUAUGCGGAGAGGCGAAAGCCAAGAGCGAAUCAACUACACCGGAGAGCCUCUCAAGAUAUAUCAAAAUAUGGAGGUGACCAUACAUUCAACUAGCGCGAAGGAAAUACCUGGCUUGGAAUUAGGUGACUUGGGAUCACACAACAGCCGGAUAAGCAUUGACACAAAACAUAGCGGGAGUAGUGGCUCGGAAAAGGCACGAGUCACCACCACCUGCCACGCUGUCUAAGGAGUCACAAAUGCACUCAGACCACUUCCUCGUAAGCCUUGCCUAAGUCGUAAUGUAUGAUCACGUGAUGAUGAUAAGAUACCCUUCCAAAGUUCAAUAUGAAUUCUUACUAAGCGUAAGAACAUCCCUAAUGUAGUCUCUUAUGUGAUUGUAAAUCCUCAAUUGAUCACACGUUCUCCCAAGUUAGGAAGUGCCCCGGUUCCUUCAACUCAGUGCCAAGUCUUCAAUCCGCUUUUCGUCCGCCUCAACACCUCAAGUGUUUCGCUAUCGCUCUUCAUUACAAAGCUUACUCGAAAAAAAACC